Molecule: messenger RNA, 1227 nt
Organism: Zea mays
Lineage: Eukaryota; Viridiplantae; Streptophyta; Magnoliopsida; Poales; Poaceae
Product: haloacid dehalogenase (HAD) superfamily protein
Exons: 5
Coding region: 47-898 (283 amino acids)
Cellular component (GO): cytoplasm
Molecular function (GO): phosphatidylglycerophosphatase activity
Source: RefSeq, marked provisional
CACGGCACAACUAUCGGCGGCGGCAACGAGCCAGGACCCUGUUGUGAUGCUACCGUCGCCGCCGGUGCUACUACGCCCUUGCGCUGCCCGGGCCUCCCCGCUUCCGCCCCCUAGACCUAGAGCUGCAAAUCCUAACACCGAGUCGGCGACGACGACAACCGCCGCCACUUCAGCGGACAGAGCGGCCACCAUGGGCGCGGCAGCGUGGUGGCGGCGCGCCCUGGGGCAGCGGUUCAACCCAGCCGGUGUGGCCGCGGUGGCGGCCGUCGCGGCGUCCAAGCCGCGCCUGGCGCUGCCGCACGUGUCGGUGCAAGACAUCAGGUGGCUCGACUGGGCUGAGCUCCGCCGCGCCGGGUUCCGCGGCGUCGUUUUCGACAAGGACAACACGCUCACGGCCCCCUACGCGCCCGCGCUCUGGCCGCCGCUCGCUGCAGCAUUUGACCAGUGCCGUGCGACGUUCCCGCCCGGUGCGCUCGCCAUCUACAGCAACUCCGCAGGGUUGACGGAGUAUGAUCCGGACGGGGUGGAUGCGAGGGCGAUCGAAGCUGUCAUCGAGGGGGUUCAUGUGAUCAGGCAUGAUAUAAAGAAACCAGGUGGACUAGCUACUGAAAUAGAGAGUUACUUUGGUUGUUCAGCCUCAAAUCUUGUGUUGGUUGGUGACCGUUACUUCACUGAUGUGGUCUAUGGAAACAAGAAUGGCUUUCUUACAGUCCUGACAGAGCCUUUAAACAUCACUGAUGAAUCAUACAUUGUCAAAAGGGUUAGGAAACUGGAGGCGUACAUCAUCAGUUAUUGGUACAAGAAAGGGCACAAACCAAUAGAGCAUCCUUUGCUCCCAGAUGCAAGAAGAAUAGUGAAGUUUGACCCAUAUGACGACUCAGUUUCAACCAGAAUAUAAUGUAAUGAUGUAUCUUGCACCUGCUCAUCAGAGAGUGAGAUCUACUGUUUGUAGCUUAGGGUGUGUUUGUUUCCUUCUAAAUUAUAUAAACUGGAUUAUGGUGGAAGGGUAAGACCGUAAGAGAGUAAAAUAUUACAUUGUGACAACAAAUAAGCUGAAAUAAACUAAUAUUGGAUAGCUUAUUUUAGCUUAUUUGUAAUCCCAAAGUGGUACCAUAAUCCAAUUUAUAUAAACAUACAGGGCCUCAGCAGAAGAUUACAAGGGAUAAACAUAUGGUGUGUAGAUUUGCUGUCUCUCUCUUUCACUCUCGCAGAAUGCAAUUUUUCAGG